GCUCCUGACAACUCCGAAGCAAUCAGAGGUGAUUAUUCGAUCUUGGGCAGCAGCUGCAGAGGGAGUGUACAACACAAACAAUUAUUGUAGGAGCGGAAAUCGAUGCGCACAGCUACGGCCGUAACAGGUCUUGUGAAGAUUGUGAUGAGAGCUAUGGAAAUGUUCCUGCUUGUUCAACUGUUUUCAGCUGCCGCAGCGCACCCAGAAAGAUUUUCAUAAUCAAAAUCUUAUUUGUGGGAACGAAUUUCAGUGAACGAAAAGCAGGGUCUGCAUCAGAGGAUUGAAUCGGGUAGUGCACAUUAUCGGCUGCAGAAGCAAUGUCUGACCCAGUUGUUGUGGUUCCUAGAAAGUACAGCGAUGGCGAUUUCCACCGGCAUCACAGACAUCAUUCAUUCCACAGUUGUACCAACUUCCUUCUCAGGGUGCUCACUGCUGCCUCUACUGCUGCUGCAGUCAUCGUCAUGCUCAUUUCCACGCAGACCUCCGACACUGUCUACGGCUAUUUCAGGGGCCGCUGGAGAGAUUACCCUGCCUACAGGUGGUUUGUCAUUGCAAACGCCAUGGUGUUUGUGUACUCUGUAAUUGCGGCCAUUGUGGCAUGCAUAUCGGUGAUCGCCCGGAGAGGACCUCUCAGCUACUCGCCGAGCGCAUGGCUGACACUCCUUGUCGACUUUCUCGCUGCGUCUGCAUUGAUGUCAGCAGCUUCAGCAGGACUAGCGGUUGCCUUAAUCGCAAGGAACGGCGAGGACUUGCAACAAGUUCAUUACUGGCCCAAACUCUGCAACUAUGUGACCAGAUUCUGUGACUACACCCAAGGCGCCAUCAUCGCCAGCUUCGGUGGCUUCGCGUUUCUAUUCCUGUCCACUCUUCUAGCCGCCUCCGCUCUCCACCACCUCGCGCAUCGAAGGCAUUGAAGCGGAGCUUACCUCCAUGUAACAUAUGUGCAUCUGUAGCUCUACGUCUAACCGGAAGUAUUAGAGUUUGCCCCCAACAAGACAGCUUUUCUUUUCUCAUGGCAGGUCGCUGCACACUGUCAUGUCAAAAAGACAAAGUAUCAAUAAGCGUAGAACUUGGGUUUCUACCCCUGGAUGGAGAGUUCCUUUCAACUCCGCUGAUGUCUCAGGGAAAAAAUGGUUACGAUAGAUUAAUUGAAAGUGCUCCAGUUCUUGACAAUUUCACAUCA
Physcomitrium patens is the source of this 1183-nucleotide messenger RNA. Its product is annotated as CASP-like protein 1U2. The record is from RefSeq and is a predicted model, not a curated record. NCBI's taxonomy places the organism in Eukaryota, Viridiplantae, Streptophyta, Bryopsida, Funariales, Funariaceae.